UUUUUUCAUUUACAGGAUCAAUAUGAAAAUAUAUCGUUGCAGACGAAUAAAGGCAUUGAAUUUCUGGAAAAGUACUGCAAUUUCAUACAAGAUCGUCUGACGAUAGAGAAAGAAUAUGCCUCCAAGUUGCGACGAUUAGCGAAAAACUACCAGCCCAAAAAGAAGGAGGAGGAAGAUAAUGAAUUCUCAUCCUGCCAAGCUUUUCGCAAUGUUUUAAAAGAAGUCAACGAUUUAGCGGGUCAGCGCGAAGUAGUCGCCGAAUCACUAGAGCAACGCAUCGCACAAGGCAUUCAAGUGCUCUCCAAAACAUUACGAGAUGAACGGAAACGGUGUCUCAAUGAAGGCACAUCCCUACAACAGACACUCACCGCACAGUUGGGCGCAUUGGAACGCGCCAAACGAAACUAUGAAAAAGCGUUCCGCGAGUCGGAAAAAGCUGUGGAGAAUUACAAGAAAGCCGACAUGGAUCUAAAUUUGAGUCGAGCUGAAGUGGAACGUUAUAAGAAUAUAAUGACUGCGAAAAUACAACAAUCGGAUGAUGCGAAAAACGAAUAUGCCAAUCAACUGCAGAAAACUAACAAUUUGCAACAGCAACACUACAGUGUAUUAUUGCCAGCGGUUUUUAAUCGCCUCCAAGAGCUGGAUGAGAAGCGCACUGGCGGCAUACGUGAAUUCAUCAUUGGCACGGCAGAUGUUGAAUCGGCGGUGGCGCCCAUCAUUGCACGGUGUAUGGAGGGCAUUGUUAAGGCGGGCGAGUCAAUAAACGAGAAGGAAGACUCCUUUAAAGUCAUAGAAAGAUAUCAGUCGGGCUUCACACCACCAACUGACAUACCAUUCGAUGAUUUGUCAAAACAAAAUCCUGAUUCAUCACAGGAUUCCCGUGUGCUGUCAAGUCACUUUACCGUUAAGGGUACCAUCAGCACGAGGGUCAAGAAACGCCCAGCGAUUUUUAGCUUCUUUGGCAGCAAUAAACCACAGAAGAUUUAUGAAGCCUGUAUCACCAUGAAGAAUUCAUUAACGGCGGAUGGCCAAAAGGAAGACUUCAGCGAUUUACCACCCAGUCAACGACGCAAAAAGCUACAAGCUAAAAUUUCCGAAUUACAACACAAGCUUAAUCAAGAGGUGGCCACACGUGAUGGUCUCAUGAAAAUGAAAAUGGUUUAUGAAUCGAAUUCAUCGCUGGGCAAUCCAAUGACUGUUGAGGGCCAACUAAACGAGUCUGAGCACAAAACGGAAAAAUUACGUAUGGAUCUGAAAAAGUUCCAAGGCUACUUGGAGAGUGCGAAUCAAAUACCUUUGGCUAGUAAUAGUCCGCAAGCGAGUCGUAAUCACAUUCAAAAUGGACAUCAUCGGACAUCAAGACAUUCCAAUGGCAGUGCCGAGGAUCAUAAUGAUGAAGGCGAAGAUCAUCCUGAUGAUGGUGGCAGCUUAAGCAGGUCAGGUUCAGAGGAUAAUGUGGCGCAAAUACAAAAUGGGCAUAAUAAUAACAAUAACGGCAGUUCGGCUAGUCCCGAAAGUGGCUUGGGUACAUCGCACACCUCGCUGCCCGGCUCAGGACAGGGUAGUGCGAACGAGAAUGCCAUCGGCGAGGAUGGUUACGAUGACACGGAAAGUGAAGUGCUGCAACCGUUGGGCACAUGUCGAGCGCUCUAUCCCUUCGAAGCAACCAGCGAAGGCAGCAUACCAAUGAAUGAGGGCGAAGAACUGCAAGUCAUUGAGAUCGAUCAGGGUGAUGGCUGGACGCGCGUACGCCGCGCCAAUCCCAUAAGCGGCUGGGAUGAAGGAUUUGUGCCGACUAGUUAUAUUGAAUGUACACUCCCUUACAUACUGCACAUGAUUGAUAGCAUGCCAUUCGUUUAUGCAAGCGCCGAUAAGCGUUACACGGAGCUCGAAAGUGCUGAGUCAAGUUCAAGCACGCCAACUAUUGACUUAACUGAGCAACGGCACAGUAGUGUUGUUUAAUUGCGUUUAAAUGUGACCAAAUGUAUUUAUAGCUACCAACAGUAUCAAAACUAACUGCCGCAAGUGGGAAGAAUGAAGAAGGAGAAAUGAAAAAUAAAAAUAAAUAAAAAACAGUUACAACGCCAACAAAUGAAUUCGCAAGUAUUGCAAAGUGCUUUUCUUAUUUUGUUUCUUAUAAAUUUUCGUAAUGUUUAUGUAUAAAUAAUUUAAUAUGCUGUGAAAAAGAAAUUUAUAAAGAGUGAUAUAACACUUUUUAAA
Anastrepha ludens (Mexican fruit fly) is the source of this 2220-nucleotide messenger RNA. It is a transcript of the gene Cip4, whose product is annotated as formin-binding protein 1-like. NCBI's taxonomy places the organism in Eukaryota, Metazoa, Arthropoda, Insecta, Diptera, Tephritidae. The record is from RefSeq and is a predicted model, not a curated record. Gene Ontology annotation, biological process: signal transduction. Gene Ontology annotation, molecular function: protein binding.